Armigeres subalbatus is the source of this 789-nucleotide messenger RNA. RefSeq names its product nuclear receptor-binding factor 2-like. The transcript has a single exon. Gene Ontology annotation, biological process: autophagy. NCBI's taxonomy places the organism in Eukaryota, Metazoa, Arthropoda, Insecta, Diptera, Culicidae. The record is from RefSeq and is a predicted model, not a curated record. The annotation marks the transcript as partial.
UUACAGGCUCACGUUUAUGGCCGAAGAGCGGAACAUCACUCGAAGCACCGACGAUUUGAUGAAGCCAUCGAAAACCAUCGCAAGGCAGCGUCCUACAUUGAGGAAGCAUUAAAAAUUGCUCCCCAGUCUGCUGUCGUCAUUGAAUCUCUCCAACUGCAGCGUAAAUAUCACCAGAAGCAAGUUGAAUUUGUGCGCCACAGAAAGCAACAAUACGAACGCUAUAUGAAGGCUCUGGAAUACCAGCGAAAGAGGAAUCCGGAGUUCUUGGCGAAGCAGCUGGAGAAGAUGGAUAAGUACAGCGAACUACAGGUUGCAAUCUAUCAGAACUUGGAUGAAACCGAUAGCUUGCUGGAAACGAUGGCGCAAAAUUCUAACGAACACAGGAUGCCCGCUGUGGAGGAUCUGAUCACCUUGAACCAUUCCCUGCAUGUGUUAGUGCAUCGAAUGACGCAAAAUAUCGACGAAUAUGUCACGGAAAACGAGACGCUUAAGGAAACUCUUAAUUUGUAUAGAAAUGACGCUGGGGACAAAACGGCCGCUAACAGGAGAUUGGAUAGGGAACAUAAUGUGCGCAUAGCAUCUGUGGAAACGGACCGUGACGUAAUGGAAGUGAAUGAUUAUCAUCAGAAAGGUCUACCAGCGUUGGCGCCUCUUGAGCUACCUACAUUUGACCUGCCGGAGUUCGAGGGCAAUUAAGAAACUGCAUGGGAUGACAAAUAGUUUUAAACUCUAGAUGUACGUUUCAUUCAGUUAUGGUAUAAUAUAAGCAGCGGAUGCAUUCAUUUUAAA